AUGGGAGUACACUCAUUAUGGAAAAUAGUUGGGCCAACAGCGAGACCAGUAAGGCUAGAAGCACUUUCAAAAAAGAAAUUAGCUAUAGAUGCCUCGAUUUGGAUAUAUCAAUUUUUGAAGGCAAUGCGUGAUAAAGAUGGCAACUCCUUACCAUCAUCACAUAUUAUUGGGUUUUUCCGAAGGAUAUGUAAACUAUUGUAUUUUGGGAUAUUGCCUAUAUUUGUGUUUGAUGGAGGAGUGCCUGCUUUAAAAAAGCAAACCAUCAAUAACAGAAAACAACGAAGAGAAAAGAAUUCUGAAUCACGGCAAGAGACUGCUCAAAAGUUGUUAGCCAUACAAUUGCAAAGAGAAGCAGAAAACGCGUUGAAUCGACUGAAAAAACCAUCAAAUAACACUACCAAUGGCGACGAUGACGACGUUAUAUAUUUUGAAGACUUGCCAAUAAAUAAACCGGAGAGAGAAUCAUCAACCCCGUCAUCAAUAGUUUACAGAAAGAAUGAUGAGUAUCAUUUACCAGAUCUAAAGGAGUUCAAAGUGUCGAAAUUCGAUGAAAGAAUUAUGCCUGAGGAAGAUUUGACAGAAUUUUAUGAAGAUUUCGAUCAUGUUGAUGGGAUUAAUAUAAAUGAAAUUGACCCGAAAUCUAAAGAAUUUGAAGCAUUGCCUAUUGCCACACAGUAUAUGAUAUUGUCUCAUUUGAGACUAAAAUCUCGAUUGAGAAUGGGGUAUAGAAAGGAACAGUUGGAAGAACUAUUUCCAAAUAGUAUGGAUUUCUCAAAGUUUCAAAUACAACAAGUUCAAAGAAGAAACUUUUAUACACAAAAAUUAAUGGAUGUAACAGGAAUGGGUGCGGAUGCGACCAUAUCGAAGCGACUUGCGGGUGACAAAGACAGAAAGUAUGCUCUUGUAAAGAAUGAAGAUGGUUGGACUUUGGCAUUAGAAGGUAAUUCCGAAGACAAUCCAAUACAGGUGGACUCCGAUGAAGCUGAAGAUAUUACACGUGAAGUCAAUAGUUACAAGGAAGAUUUGAGGCAAGACAAAAAGGACGAAGAGAGUGAUUCGGAUUUUGAAGAUGUUCCUUUAGAGGAAAUACCAGAAACAGAAGAAGAUAAAGACUAUCAACGGGCAUUAAUCAAAUCAAUUUAUGAACAGUAUAAUACACAGGAAAAUAUGCAAGCUCCAACAAGUACUAUAAAUGGUGUUGAUGACGACGAAUUGAGGAAAGCUGUAGAAAAGUCUAAGAUUGAUUACUUUGAGUUACAGGCUAAGGAAACACAACAAUUGGAAGAAGAAAAAUUUGAUUUCGGAUCGUCAAUGUUGUUUUCAACGAAUGCUGUGAAGGAAGAAGCUCUCCAGAAUAGUGAGGAGAUUUCCAAUUUAACUGAACAUGCUCAUACUCAAGUAAACACUGUCCAUCCCAGUGAGCAAGAUAAAAUCAUAAAUAGUGAUACCAAGAAGGAAUUACCCAAUUCCAUAGGUCAAUCUUUUUUGUUUAAUGCAGAUCCUCACAGGACAGGUAAAAUAGAACUCCGUACAAAAGAAGAAACAAUCUUUGAACCUGAAGAGAGUGAUUUUGAAGAGGCAAAAACUAAUAAUGAUCAACUGAUAUCCCACAUAGAAAAAGCAAAGAAACAAGAACCCACAAAGGAUCAGCAAAAGUUACCUGAUUGGUUUCAAAGUGAAGUUAACAAGACUUUAAACCCACAUAAUGUCAAGUUUGUUAACUACAAUGAUUAUCAAAUACGUAACCAAAAAAAUCAAGAAGAAAAGGACGCUGGAUUGGUUCCUUGGUAUGAAGCCAAAGAAAUUUUGGAGCAAGAACAGUCAGAUGAAGAAGAGCAGGAACAGGAGCAGGAGAAGCCAGACAAUGAUAGUGAUGAAAUCGAGGAAAUCAGUAAGGAACAAGUGAAUAUAUCCAUUUCUGAAGAGAAGGAAAGUGUGCCACCACUGUCAGUUGAAGAUAUAAGAAAGCCAGCUGUGAUGGAUUACCAGUUUGAAGAAGAAGACGAAGAAGAGUUGGUCCAGCAGUUACAAAAGGAAGAACUUGAUCAUGAAAGUCUUAAACAUCAAAUCAAAGCAUCGCACGCAAUUCCAUUGACAUCACUUGAAACAAGAAUUACAGAUGAGCAGUUAUUACAAGAAAAAUUUCAGAAAGCAAAGAGAGAUUCUGAUGAAGUUACUGAAACAAUGAUAAAUGAUGUACAAGAGCUUUUGAAGAGAUUUGGAAUUCCAUAUAUCACCGCACCAAUGGAGGCUGAAGCCCAAUGUGCAGAGCUUUACAAAAUUGGUCUUGUGGAUGGAAUUGUAACUGAUGAUAGUGAUUGUUUUUUGUUUGGUGGAGACAAGAUUUACAAGAAUAUGUUUGACCAGAAACAAUAUGUUGAAUUUUAUCUACAGGAUGAUCUUUUCAAUAAGAUGGCGUUAACACAGCACAAGUUAAUCGAGUUGGCACUUUUAUUAGGAAGUGAUUACACUGAGGGCAUCAAAGGUAUUGGUCCGGUUCAGGCAAUGGAAAUACUUGCUGAGUUUGGAAACUUGGAGAAGUUUAAAGAAUGGUUUGACAAGCAUACAAAAUCAGUUGCUGAUAAAACAGAGCUCACCAAAUUGCAGAAAAGUUUACUAGAUCGAAUUAAAAAGGGUAAACUUUAUCUUCCUGAUAGUUUCCCUGAUAAAGUGGUUGAACAAGCGUAUAUGUCACCAGAAGUUGAUUCUGAUAAAACAGAAUUUCAAUGGGGGGUACCAGAUUUGGAUCAAAUUAGGUCUUUUUUAAUGUACAACCUUUUGUGGACACAAACAGAAGUGGAUGAGGUCAUGGUACCACUUGUACAAGACAUGAACAAGAAAAAAUUAGAAGGAAGACAAUCUACUAUUAGCGAAUUUUUUCCUCAAGAGUAUAUACAAAGUAGAAAAGAACUUAACCUUGGUAAAAGGUUAAAGACAGCUGCAAAUAAGUUGAAAAAACAGAAGCAUUUAUAG
Messenger RNA from Candida albicans SC5314, 2973 nucleotides. RefSeq names its product ssDNA endodeoxyribonuclease (gene RAD2). The transcript has a single exon. The record is from RefSeq and is a predicted model, not a curated record. Lineage: Eukaryota; Fungi; Ascomycota; Pichiomycetes; Serinales; Debaryomycetaceae. The coding region runs from base 1 to 2973 and encodes 990 amino acids. Gene Ontology annotation, molecular function: DNA endonuclease activity; single-stranded DNA binding. Gene Ontology annotation, cellular component: nucleus. Gene Ontology annotation, biological process: nucleotide-excision repair.